Molecule: messenger RNA, 2352 nt
Organism: Desarmillaria tabescens
Lineage: Eukaryota; Fungi; Basidiomycota; Agaricomycetes; Agaricales; Physalacriaceae
Product: S-adenosyl-L-methionine-dependent methyltransferase
Exons: 14
Coding region: 43-2292 (749 amino acids)
Biological process (GO): tRNA methylation
Cellular component (GO): cytoplasm; nucleus
Molecular function (GO): tRNA (cytidine-N5)-methyltransferase activity; tRNA binding
Source: RefSeq, a predicted model, not a curated record
CUGACUCCUUUCCGAAAACUUCAACAAACUAAAGGGUGCGCAAUGGGAAGAAACAAGAACAAAGAUGGCAGGGGCGGCGGUGGUCGAAGGCAGAAAAAAGAUGAAUAUCGCAGCGACCUCAUCGACAAGUCUGACAUGAAAAACGAGCGCUUUUUCGCGUACUACAAGGCCCAGAAAAUUGUCCCUGAUGAUGAAUGGGACUUGUUUGUGGAGACACUUCGGCAGCACCUGCCUACUACAUUCAGGGUUGCUGGUAGUCGGGAGACGGCUCAUACGCUGAACUCGAUGGUAAAGGACAUACAUGUACCAACUUUGAGCAAUGUCACCUUUGAGGGCCAGUCAAUACCGCCUCCAGUCCAGAUCCUAUGGUAUCCAGAAGGCCUUGCAUGGCAGUUCAAUGUUCCUAAGAAAGUCUUGCGCAAGUCGUCCGAGUUCAAAAAGUUCCACUCAUUCUUGGUCGGCGAAACUGAAGUGGGGAAUAUCUCCAGGCAAGAGGCUGUCAGCAUGCUACCUCCCCUUUUCCUUGGAGUUGAACCACAUCAUCAUGUCAUGGAUAUGUGUGCUGCGCCAGGUUCCAAAACGGCGCAGCUAUUGGAAGCAUUGCACGCAAAUGACACUGUUACUUCAACUUCCAUGCCUUCUGGUCUUCUCAUUGCCAAUGACAGCGAUUACAAACGAACUCACCUGCUCAUCCACCAGUCUGCGCGUCUACCCAGUCCUGCGCUGAUGGUAACUAACAUGGACGCAUCGAAUUAUCCCUCAAUCAAAAUCCCUGCUCCUGUAAAAAGAGAUGCAUCUGCGGGUGUCCCGCCGCGUACGGAGCAGCUGUUAUUUGAUCGCGUUCUUUGUGAUGUCCCAUGUAGCGGCGACGGAACUAUCAGGAAGAAUAUAGGUAUAUGGAAAAAAUGGCAGCCACAGGAUGGCAAUGGUCUACACAGUCUACAGCUUCGUAUUCUACAGCGUGCGAUGAAGCUUCUCAAAUCAGAUGGACGGAUAGUGUAUUCGACUUGUUCCUUGAACCCUGUUGAGAACGAAGCGGUCGUAGCUUCUGCUCUCAGAUCUCACGCUGACUUCCAUCUUGUGGAUGUGUCUUCUCAGUUACCUGAGUUGAAGCGUCAACCUGGACUGACAAGUUGGAGGCCGACAUCUGACCGCGAAGCUAAAACCACCUACGACACAUAUGAUGCCUUCUUGUCAGCUGAACCAGGGUCGGAGACAAAGUUGACGCCAGGGCACUGGCCUCCGCAAGACGUUGACGGACUGAAUCUUCCGCGGUGCAUGCGCAUAUACCCUCACCUUCAAGACUCGGGAGGUUUCUUCGUUGCAGUGUUAGAACGGAGAUCAACAAAUAAAGCCAAGAAAAGGACCGCGGACAGCCUAGAGGAUGUGCCAGAAUCAAAAAAGCCCCGACUGGCCGGGGAUGAUGCCCAGCCUCCUGCCGCAGUCGAAGAAGCUGCAGAAACCAAAGCAAGUGACGAGGCACCAAUGGACAUUGUAGCUGACGAAAAGGAUGAAAAGGCAUCCAAAGCCGCCUCCGGCAGUGGCGGAUCCUUCAAAGAAAACCCUUACACCUUUUUACGCCCCGACGAUCCCAUCCUUCUAUCGUGCAUCGAGCGUCUGCACUUGACCUCUGAAUUUCCGGCUUCGAAUGUCCUCGUCAGAAACCCCGAAGGCGAUGCUGUCAGGUCCAUGUACCUUACCAAUGAUAUCGUGAAACAGGUUGUACUGCACAAUGAGUAUGGUCGGAUACGUCUGAAUGCGGCGGGAACCAAAGUCCUUGCUAAGCAAGAAGCUGGCAAGGGCGUAGAUGCCCAGUUUAGGAUCCUGGGAGAAGGGUUGCCCGUAGUACUGCCUUUCACGGAUCCUGCAACUAUCUUGGACGGAAAUCUCCAGACGUUGAGGAUAUUGGUACAAUCUUACUAUCCUUUGUGUUCCUCGUUCUCCGAACCGUUCAAGUCGAUCAUUGAAGGCAAACCUGCGGGAAGCCAUAUCAUACGUUUCCCACCCGAAAAGUCCGAAGGCGCGACCUUGUUCCACGAUGUUGUUCUUCCUGUGUGGAAAUCCAAUGUAUCUAUCAGUUUAAUGAUUGACAAGAAGGCUAAAAGCGCCUUGAGUCUGCGAAUAUUCGGAGCAGAUAUUACUACUGCUGGCCGCGAAGCAUCAUCAGCAAAAGUGUCCAAAGAGGACACCGCUACCAAAGUGGAAGAAACGCAAAGCAGUGCGAAAGAUGAGACUCCCGAGGACAGCGAAGAAACAGCUCUUGAGGAAGCAAUGGAAGCGGUAGAUAAUUAGAAUACAACAUCAGCUGUAAAACGUAAAAUAUUGUAAAAUGGUUUUUUGGGCACGAUCUAA